Aedes albopictus (Asian tiger mosquito) is the source of this 3542-nucleotide messenger RNA. RefSeq lists its product as uncharacterized. Bases 445 to 2364 code for a protein of 639 amino acids. Lineage: Eukaryota; Metazoa; Arthropoda; Insecta; Diptera; Culicidae. The transcript has 2 exons. The record is from RefSeq and is a predicted model, not a curated record.
GCUCGUCCAGCUGACUGUUAUCCGCAUGCCUAUAUUCAUUUCGUUUCCUCGCGUGGUGCAGCCGGAAAACGAAACUAUCGGUAGUUAGGCCAGAAGAAAAGCGAAAGUAAGCUCGCGAGGCGUCAAGGCUUAAUUAGUGCUAAAAUUAAAACCUUUUACCCGUCGAUUUUCCGUGGCUUUUGUUUGCUGCUAUCACCAACACCAACGCGCCAAAAAGGGUCCAAACUUACACCCACCAACACAGGGGGCGCGAUCGUAGAAAUGGGUUGAUUCCUUGUUUCAAUAGCGGCACCCCACCCAACUGAGGAGACCCCAUGAGGCGCCAUGGACAAAAUUUCCACCCUCCAUGCAUAGAUUGUUUAAUUAAUAUAUAAAUAGAUAUGGGCCCAGUAAAAGUGCAACCAGUAAACUUUCUUCUCUCAAACCAUCUAUACGUGUAUCGCAAUGAAGUUUACGAUACUAGCUGCCUCUCUGGUCGUUGUUUGCACGGCGACACUUGUGUUCGGAUCACAUUCGGCUGGUCAUGCUGGUAAAGACGGCCAACUCGAACAGACACCAGCCGAAGACCGGCAGUGGAAAGUAGAGAAGCGUCACACCGGAAAGAAGAUUCACAUUUUUCUCGGAAAAGGGUCAGGAAAGAGUAAAAAGUCCAGUAAGAAGCAUGCCGACAGCGAUGGAGCAGAAACGCAAACGCGCAAAACACCCGAGUUGACGACCCGAUCGGACAAGGCCGAAGAUUUGGCAGCAUCAGCUACAUCCGACGCGCCAGACGCUGCCGUUGGCGAGAGCCAACACUACGAGGUCCCUGAGCACCAAAUCGUGAAGGAGAAGAUUAAGAUCAAGCACCAUCACCACCAUCACCAUCACAAUCACGUAAAGACGGUAGUCAAGAAGGAGCCCUAUCCAGUGGAAAAGGUGGUUCAGGUGCCGGUCGAAAAAAUCGUUCACGUACCCAAACCGUACCCAGUGGAAAAAAUCGUAGAAAAGGUUGUUCACGUUCCGGUUGAGAAGAUUGUACACGUACCCAAGCCCUAUCCAGUUGAAAAGAUCGUUGAAAAAGUAGUCCACGUGCCCAAACCAUAUCCAGUAGAGAAGAUCGUUGAAAAGCCCGUACACAUCGCGAAACCUUACCCAGUCGAAGUGAAGGUUCCGUACCCAGUUGAAAAGAUCGUUCAUGUCGACAAACCCUAUCCAGUCGAAAAGAUCGUCGAGAAAGUGGUGCACGUUCCUAAGCCGUACCCAGUAUACAAACAGGUCCCAGUUCCAUACGAGGUGAAGGUACCAUAUGAAGUACCCAAACCGGUUCCCUACCCCGUCGAAAAAAAGGUCCCAUACCCAGUGGAAGUGAAAGUACCAGUUGAAGUCGAAAGAAAGGUGCCUAUCCCAGUGAAGGUGGAAGUCGAGAAAAAGGUUCCUGUCCCUGUUAAAGUCUACGUACCGUUUGAAAAGAAGGUUCCAUAUCCAGUUCCAGUGAAGUCCCAGUUCCCAUUCGAUAAGGACAUCGGAUAUGCCUCUACCAAACUGCAUCCAUUCGAAUCCCAACAACAUGAAGUGAAGCAUUACGGCGACGAAUACUCUAACGGUGAAGAAGGGUAUAGAAGAACUACCAAGACGACUUACAAGAAGAAGUCCAAGAAAAACAAGAAAACUGAGGACUACCAUCAGCAACAGCAAAACCAGCAAUACUCUGCACCAGUGACUGAAGAUAACAAUGAAAAUCACUCUGGACUGUCCAGCUCUUAUGCUAAUAGCGCAAGCUCGGAAAACUCUCAGCUACAUCAGAACGGUGCUCACUAUUCGCACACCACGAUCUUCACUCAUCCGCCAUCGCCUGCCCAUACCAGUUCACAACAACAACAGCAGCAACAGCAGCAACAACAACAACAACACCAACAACAACAGCAACAACAACAGCAACAUUACCAACAACAGCAACAAUACCAUCAACAGCAACAAUACAACAGCCAAGACCAACAACAAUACAACAGUCAAGAAAGUACCAACUACUUCAACCAACAACUUCUUCAAUACAGUCAACAACCCAAAUACGGACCAUCGACAUUCCCACAGCAACACGACUAUCAAUCGCAGUCAUCUAGCCAGGAAAAUCACUAUCACCACACCGAUCAUUACGGAUCGGGUACCACCCAGCAGGAGGUGAUCGUGACUCCACCGGCAACGACUGGUCAACUCACUUUCGACAUGUCGCAUCAAGGUAUGCCACAAGCCUUCGCCCUCACUGCACCGUCCAAUCCGGGCACCACGUUGCAGCUGGAAUCCCAACCCCAGCCAUUCCAGCUUGUCCAAUUAUCACCCUUCCAGUUCCAAACCCCCACCGGCUUUUCCCUGCCUACGGCCAGGUAAAAUCUAGCCAAAGCAACGUGGUAUAGAAUGUUUCGCGAAGAAAAAAAGACUGCAAAUCAACCCCCAUGUCCCCAUGCACUGUUACCAAUUCGGAAGGAAUCCCUCCGAUGUCAUGAACUAUUUAUAGGCAUUACCUGGGGCUCUAGCUGCCCUAGGAAUGUAUUUUGUAAAACUUAAGCUCCGCCUAUGAUGUCUAUUUUUGUAAAAUAGUAUUGUUGUUGAACCGUUCUCUAGUGUCCUAGUGGUUAAGCGUUUCGGCCGGGUCAGCAGAAAUUUGGGAUCAUAGGUCACAUACAUUCCUGAUCAAACGAUGAUCGCCUGAGCGAUGCAUAACUCGCUGAUCUUGCGCUGAUUUUAUUAUUGAUAAAAAAAACAUACCAAAGCUCAUUAUCAAUGUAAACGUGAUAUUAAGAUAAUUUUCUUUUCUCGGCUGGCUUAUUUUCCUGCUACAAAAUUCGAAGCAUAUAGUCAAACAAAAGAUUUAAAACAUUAAGGACUAAGGAUCCAUCAUUUUUCAGAAAUACAAGAGUAGUGAUUUCAUACCAUUAUGAUAAAACAAUCUACUGGAAAAUGUGUUCAUCCAAACGCAGUGAACAAAAUUUCACUAAUAGAAUUUAAUUUUUAAACUGAAAACUGCUUCUGUAAUUUUGAUGAUGAUGUCUUAGAUGAUCCUUCCACUUUAAUGUAAUAAAUCUACACACAUUGCAAUUCCAUAUAACAUCUUUGGAAAUAUUUGUCCCAUGCUUAAGACUAAACGUAAUGUUCUCUGGUAUGGUAUUUCCAAUGUUUAAACAAAAAAUUUAGUAUAUGAAAUUGAGUUGAACUGUAUAUUUCUACUUAUACCUUGUGAAUAAAAAAUUAACGGUGACACGCCUCACUUUUAUUCGCAAAUUUAGAAUUCCAAAAGUUGACUACAAAUGAAAAACACCGACUUCGGUCACUUCCAUAAUACAGAGACUAUCACUUUACUGUCAUAAGCGUAGGACAAGUCUACCAAUAUGUAUAACACAAAGCAUUUUCGGAAGCUUGAAGGUCUGGGGAAAAUAUUGCCUUGAAAAGAAAACUUACAAAUAGCGAAUUCUUGUGUAAAUAUUAUACUUCCUUCUAUUGAAGAAACUGUUUGUGGUAAGGCAGAUUGAUUGCUAAUAGUUGCAAAUACAUACGAAAAUCGAAAGAAA